Messenger RNA from Liolophura sinensis, 4470 nucleotides. Its product is annotated as hepatocyte nuclear factor 4-gamma-like. Gene Ontology annotation, cellular component: nucleus. The record is from RefSeq and is a predicted model, not a curated record. NCBI's taxonomy places the organism in Eukaryota, Metazoa, Mollusca, Polyplacophora, Chitonida, Chitonidae. Gene Ontology annotation, biological process: regulation of DNA-templated transcription. Gene Ontology annotation, molecular function: zinc ion binding; RNA polymerase II cis-regulatory region sequence-specific DNA binding; nuclear steroid receptor activity. Bases 120 to 1700 code for a protein of 526 amino acids. The transcript is spliced from 7 exons.
GUCGGGAGAUAUCGUUUGAAAUUUGACCUCAAGAAAUUCCCCGAGACGGAAUCCCUCAAGUCGGAUCAAAGAUCAACUUGUCUCGGACGUCGGGAGUUAGGGAGAAUCCCUGUCAAGCCAUGAGUGAAAGCGCGUCGGACUCUGAAGAGUCUCCCGAUAUGGGAAUGCAGGCGGUGCCGCAGGUGCCUGCAGUUGCCUCCCCUGGCACACCUGGACUCAGUCAGUUCUGCGCUAUCUGCGGAGACAGAGCCACAGGAAAGCAUUAUGGUGCUGCAAGCUGUGAUGGCUGCAAGGGAUUCUUCAGGCGCAGCGUCCGCAAAAAUCAUGUGUACACUUGUCGCUUCAGCCGCAACUGUAUUGUGGAUAAGGACAAGCGGAAUCAAUGCCGUUACUGUCGCCUGAAAAAAUGUUUUCGAGCAGGAAUGAAAAAGGAAGCUGUGCAGAAUGAGCGAGAUCGGAUCAGUGUCCGAAGAACCAGCUACGAAGAUUUGGCUCAGAAUGGGUCGCUGUCUGUCAGUACUUUGCUGAAUGCAGAGAUUCUCUCCAGACAAGUGGAUCCUCUUUAUUUUGAUAUUGGACCUCUCGGUGGUGCCGUUGACCUGAACUCUAAAAAACUGGCUGGUUCAAACGAAAUCUGCGAGUCCAUGAAACAACAGCUGUUGAUAUUGGUGGAAUGGGCCAAGUACAUCCCCUGCUUCUGUGAGCUCCCAUUGGACGAUCAGGUUGCGUUGCUAAGGGCACACGCAGGAGAACAUCUGUUGCUAGGCGUGGCCAGGAGAUCUAUUUCCUUGAAAGACUUGCUGUUGCUAGGCAACGACUGUGUUAUUCCGCGACAUACAAACGACCUUGAAAUCGCCAGGGUAGCUGCAAGGAUAUUAGAUGAGCUUGUGAAGCCAUUGAGAGAUGUCCAAGUAGAUGAUUCAGAAUUUGCCUGUUUGAAAGCCAUUGUGUUUUUUGAUCCUGAUGCCAAAGGUCUGAUUGAUUCAGCGAGGAUCAAAGCUUUCCGUUACCAGGUUCAGAUAAACCUGGAGGAUUACAUCAACGACAGACAGUAUGAUUCAAGGGGGCGCUUUGGAGAACUGCUGCUUACCCUGCCUCCCUUACAGAGCAUAACGUGGCAAAUGAUCGAACAAAUACAGUUUGCUAAGCUUUUUGGAAUGGCCAAGAUUGACAACUUGCUGCAAGAAAUGUUGCUGGGAGGUGCUAACAGCUUGGCAGCAGAUGGCGCUUCAGUGUCAGCGGGAGGUAAUCAAGGGACAAGCUCUACAGUACCACCCCUCAUUACCACACCCACAUCUGUGUUCUCUGACAGCAUGGUGAAUGGACACUCCAGUCCUGUGAUGGCUUCAAGUCUCUUGCACCAUUCACCUGAGCCCAUCCCCAUGGCGACGCAUCCCCACAGCGAACUGUCGUCUCAACACGUCCAGAUGUCGCACGCUGUGAGCCCGAGCUCGGUCAACUCUAUGGGUCACACCCACAUGAUGGAACAGCCAGACCUGUCGUGCGUUGUGGAUGGGUCGAAUCUGUCCUCCAGUCCUCCUCUGACCAUCACAUCAACGGCGAGUUAUGCUCCAGCUAAUUUGCAUAUGCGAAACGCUCACCCAAUGACGCCGGUUUCAUCACCCGCCUUACCCCAGACAUCAGAACAUUUCAAAUUCUCAUCCUCAUGUAUACAGAAUUUCAAGCAAGAAGUCGUGUAAAUUUACAUUGUCUUGAUUGAUCAUGGAUGAAUUUGUGAGCGUGUGUGUUUUGUACAGAACAUCAAAGUGUGCCUUUGCAGUAAAUGACCUCAAAUUUCCCCUAGACUAAAGUGUGCAUUUUGCCAGAUUCUAAAAAUUCUAUUAACCUUAAAAUUAAGUGUUUGGAGAAGGUGUUUAGAAGGUAUUAUGCUAUUUUGCGAUAUUUUCUUGCAAACACGUAGCUUUCAGCACCAAAAGUUCAGUAAUACUUUAUGACAUUUAUUAGCCUCUGAAAAGAAGCACAUUUGGGGGGCAAAAUUUGAGGUCAUUUAUUGUAUAACUUCAAACAGUGCCUCUUCUGUCUUUUUUUUUGCACUGAAGAAACGCAUAGUUGCACAUAUGCAAUUUAUGGUUUAUUCGGACCAUAAAUUCUGACAAAUGUCUCAAGUUACAUUGUUGACUUUUAUUUUACUGAAUGCAUGUGAGGACAAUUUUAUCAUCUUUAAAUUGUAAGAUGUUAAAUUGCAGAGUUGUUAAUUUUUAAUAGUUUCUUAUGACUGUUUUUUUUUUUUUUUGUCAAUGCAAAAUGUAUAUGCACAAUAUAUUUCAAUGGGUUAUUCAGUAUUCUGGAAGGAAACAUGCUCACAAGUUGAAGUUGACGUACAUGUAUUUUAGCAGUAUUCAUGAACUCAUUAAUACCAUUCUUGCUUCCAUCAGUUGUGAGAAUCCAAUACUGUUACAAAUAGUAGGUUAUUUGUUGUUGUUGUUUUCGGGGCAAGAUCUCUUUAAAUAUACUGAGGCCUCUAAGAAUUACAUACAUCUACAGUUUAAAACAGAAUAAUACAAUGGGCUAAAUGGUUUGGGGACAAAACAAUCCAAAGACGCUCAGUUUGCUCCCGCAUUUGAAGAUUUCAUUGGACACAGUUUAGAAAUCUAUUGCAACAUUUUGUCAAGGGCAGUUACCAUGGUGACAUAUGUUUUCACUAUGUCGUGUGUGUUCGUGAACAUUAUGAAACGCAAGUUACGACCGCUUUGCAAACAUGGCAAAUGGGGCCUAUGAUUUGAAAUAGAGACAGCGGCAAAAGUGAAUCCGUGUCUGAUAUCAAACUUUCACAUUUGCCUGAGAUUGUGUUGAAAAGAUGCUCCAUUUGUGGAUUUGUAUGUUUGUUAUGAAAGAUAGAGCUAAAUGAAACCUGUUAAGUGAGAUUUCAAGUAUUUCCAGGUAAAUUUACUCUUGAUGAAGCCAUUCACUGGUGCUAGUUGCUGUUAAAUACCAAGGUUGUGAAUUUCUUAAUGGUGGAAUUCUUAGUUCUCUUCUUGCUGAAUCUGCGAUGAAACCAUGUAAAAUAGCAUAUGAACUUUUUGGUUUGCAUUCAUAGUUUAUUAGCUUGUAUUUUCUUUUAUAUACUCAUACCUGUACCCAAUAGCCAACUCUUCUUCAUCCACAUAAUACACAAAAAUUUGUAUAGGGACCAUAUCCAAAUUAGUGUCAUAAUAGACACGUAUAUCAAUUUACAUAUGCAAAUAUAACUGACAAUCAAAUGAUAUUCCCUCAUGAUUUUUGUCGAAAGUUUUUUUUUUUUUAUGAUAUUGUUUCGUUUUUGGAGAAAGUUUAUGACUGCGUAUGAAUAUGUACAUGCUGUUAUAUGACAUUAUUAUUUUAAGUUGUAUAUGUACCUCAUUGUUUUGGGUGUGUUUAUGUCCUUACUGUUAAGAAAUUUAUGCAUAGAUAAGACAUUCAUUGUUCACUGGACAGUUUAUUUGAAGAUGUUAACUUGUUUUUGUCUCAGCCCAUAAACAAAGUUUAGUGGUCUGCUCUGGUGGUAUAUAUUUAUAUCUAUAUGACAACAUAAAAUAUGCAAAUUUUUGUCUCAGCGGUUGCUGGCCUGACCGAAAUGCAUUGAUAAACAGAAUAUGCUGAACACAAAGCUUAGGCAAUUUUUUUUUUUAAUUUAAAUUUUUAAAAAAGUGUUUUUAAAGCUUAUUUUGGUGCUGUUUUGCCUUCAACUGGAAAUGCAAAGUGAAAGAAAAUCUUCAUGAUCUGAAUGAUCAUUUCCUCAUUUUAGCUUUAUUCUACCUUGUUGCUCUGUUUAAUUUGCAUAUUAUAAAAUAUGUACGUGACUAUCGAUGUUAUUUGAAAUUUAUAAUUUCAGUACCUGUUUGAAUGAUUAUUAUGUACGGUGUGAUGGCCAUUGAGUGCAACAUUUGAGAAAGCUAAAAAAAAAAAAUUUUUGGAAAUUUUUUUCGAUGAGUUUUUGUUGCUGUACGGUAUGUAGAAUGUUUAUAAUGAAUUUUUGCAAAAGACAGUCACCGUCUUUUUUUUUUUUUUUGUUUGUUUGAUUUUUGAGACAGCUUAUGCUAACAUGCCCGAGAUCAUGUGAAUAAUAAAUCGUAAGCAUGAAUGCAUUUGAACAACACAGCAAAGUUUGCAUAAAUAUGUACAUGUAUUUAAAUGAUUUGCAUAAUUAAAGUUUAAGACACGCAGAUUUGCAUUUCUAAAAUUUGUAUUGCUAUGAGACAGAAAAGGUUCAUAUUAUGGUAUCUAGCCAAAACCUGCUCUUAAAAAAGUUUCGUCAUCAGAAAUGUUUUUCAUCAGGUAGUGCUUUACUGUGUAUAUUUUGUAAAGAAAUACAGCUUUAUUUCCAGCAAAGUGUGAUACCAACUGUUUUGUAGCCAUAUAUGUAUAUUAUACAUAUUAUAUAUGUAUCUGUGUUUUUUUUUUUUUAAAUAAGCACCUUUUUUUCCCGUAUACUAAAAUGCAUAUUUGGAAACAGAAGAUUAAUAAAAACCU